This is a messenger RNA of Acomys russatus (golden spiny mouse), 5047 nucleotides long. RefSeq names its product NIMA related kinase 1 (gene Nek1). Gene Ontology annotation, biological process: protein phosphorylation. The record is from RefSeq and is a predicted model, not a curated record. The transcript is spliced from 35 exons. Gene Ontology annotation, molecular function: protein kinase activity; ATP binding. NCBI's taxonomy places the organism in Eukaryota, Metazoa, Chordata, Mammalia, Rodentia, Muridae. The coding region runs from base 583 to 4386 and encodes 1267 amino acids.
CCCCAGCAUUAGCCUCAGGGUUUCUGGGCGGCAACGUGCGGAGUCCUUACCUUGAGCCGGUGCAGUCGCCGGCACCCGGGAAUCCAUGGUCUCUGUGACGAGGCGGGAGGACGUGGGCAUCAGCUAGCCUCGCAGUCCCACACGCUGCCGGUCCGCGCCUGGCCGAGCCACCACGAACCGGUGAAGUUGGGGGCGGUUCCCAGGCACUCCCCCUGUGCCGCCACCGCCGCCGCCUGCGUUUCCAAGGGGUCAGAAACCGCCGUGUUUGUUUCUUCCGCGUAGCCAGGGCGGGUCGCGCGAACGCUGAGCGUGGCCCGACGGUGGCAAGCUUGACGCGUCAGCCAGAGACCAGUGCCAGGUGUAGGAGUCGCAGUCUGGGCUGUGUGCGGCUGCUGGCGGGAGGGGGACAGACUUGCUUUCUCUUAGAGCAUGUCACUUUCAAAGUGCACCGCGGUGCCUCUUACUUAAGUCCUGUAGGAAGACACUGCCGCAUCUAGACCGGUGCUUAUGGUCGCCACUGUUAACUCUGACUCAAGUCCCCUGUCUUUGAGUGUAUCUAUAAAAAUGCCUUAGGAAAGAACCAUGGAGAAGUAUGUUAGACUACAGAAGAUUGGAGAAGGUUCAUUUGGAAAAGCUGUUCUUGUUAAAUCUACAGAGGACAGCAGACAUUAUGUUAUCAAGGAAAUUAACAUCUCAAGAAUGUCCAGUAAAGAAAGGCAAGAAUCAAGGAGGGAAGUUGCUGUGUUGGCAAACAUGAAGCAUCCAAAUAUUGUCCAAUAUAAAGAAUCAUUUGAAGAAAAUGGCUCUCUCUACAUAGUAAUGGAUUACUGUGAAGGAGGGGAUCUGUUUAAACGAAUCAAUGCUCAGAAAGGCACAUUGUUCCACGAAGACCAGAUUUUGGAUUGGUUUGUACAGAUAUGUUUGGCUUUGAAGCAUGUACAUGAUAGAAAAAUUCUUCACCGAGACAUAAAGUCACAGAACAUAUUUCUAACCAAAGAUGGGACAGUGCAGCUUGGAGAUUUUGGAAUUGCUCGAGUUCUUAAUAGUACUGUAGAGCUGGCUCGAACUUGUAUAGGAACUCCAUACUACUUGUCACCUGAAAUCUGUGAAAACAAGCCUUAUAACAAUAAAAGUGACAUUUGGGCUUUGGGCUGUGUCCUUUAUGAAUUGUGUACACUUAAACAUGCAUUUGAAGCUGGAAACAUGAAAAACCUGGUACUGAAGAUAAUAUCUGGAUCCUUCCCUCCGGUGUCUGUGCAUUAUUCCUAUGACCUCCGCAGCUUGCUCUCUCAGUUAUUUAAACGGAAUCCUAGGGAUAGACCAUCCGUCAACUCCAUAUUGGAGAAAGGGUUUAUAGCUAAGCGAAUCGAAAAGUUUCUCUCACCUCAGCUUAUUGCAGAAGAAUUUUGUCUAAAAACAUUUUCAAAGUUUGGACCACAGCCUAUACCAGGUAAAAGACCAGCCUCAGGGCAAAGUUCCAUUUCUCUUGUCUCUGCUCAGAAAAUCACGAAGCCUGCUGCUAAAUACGGAGUGCCUUUAACAUAUAAGAAAUAUGGAGAUAAAAAAUUUGUUGAAAAAAAACCAUCUCCAAAACAAAAGCAGACCUACCAAAUUCCAAUGAAGAAAAUAAGUUCUGGAGAAGAAAGGAGGAAAAUGUUUGAGGAAGCGGCAAAAAAAAGAAGAUUGGACUUUCUUGAGAAAGAAAAGAAGCAAAAGGAUCAGGUCGGUCUCAUGAAGGCGGAGCAGGUGAAGAGGCAAGAGAAGCAGCGGUUGGAGAGAAUAAAUAGGGCCAGGGAACAAGGCUGGAGGAAUGUUUUAAGGGCUGGUGGAAGCGGUGAAGUAAAGGCUCCCUUUUUUGGCAGUGGCGGGGCUGUCUCUCCAUCACCUUGUUCUUCCCGAGGACAGUAUGAACAUUAUCAUGCCAUUUUUGACCAAAUGCAGCAACUAAGAGCAGAAGACAAUGAAGCAAGAUGGAAAGAAGGGAUCUAUGGCCGGCGGCUUCCAGAAAGAGGAGCUCCACCUGGAGUUGGUCCAGGACGUCCCAGUGGGGCUGCAGGUCACCACCAUUCCCCUGAGGCUGAUGCUCUUAGGAAAACCUUGAAAAGGUUGAAGGCCGUGUCUAAACAAGCCAGUGCAAACAGGCAAAAAGGACACCCACCUGUAGAGAGAGCUAAACAAGUGGAAGAAUUCCUACAGCGUAAACGAGAAGCUAUGCAGAAUAAAGCCCGAGCAGAAGGACAUGUGGGAAUCCUGCAAAACCUGGCAUCUCUGUAUGGAGGCAGGCCCAGCUCUUCAAGAGGAGGGAAGCCAAGGAACAAUGAGGAAGAGGUUUAUCUGGCAAGACUGAGGCAAAUAAGACUACAAAAUUUUAAUGAGCGUCAACAGAUUAAAGCCAAACUUCGUGGUGAGAAUAAAGAAGCUGAUGGUGCCAAAAGACAAGAAACAACCGAAGAGGCUGACUUGAGGCUCAAAAAGAUGGAGUCACUUAAGGCCCAAACACAUGCACGUGCUGCUGUACUAAAAGAACAGCUGGAGCGCAAAAGAAAGGAAGCUUAUGAGAGAGAGAAGAAAGUGUGGGAAGAGCACUUGGUGGCGAGAGUGAGGAGCUCAGAUGUCCCUCCACCUUCAGAGCAUCGUGAAACAGACGGCUCUCCGUCAAAGCAGGAGAUGAAACCUGUUAUUUCUGUGACUUCAGCUUUGAAAGAAGUGGGCCUGGAUGGAAGUUUAACUGAUACCCAAGAAACUUUAGAAGAAAUGGAAAAGAGCAACAAUGCUGUUUCAAGCAAGCGAGAAAUACUGCGCAGGCUAAAUGAAAAUCUUAAAGCUCAAGAAGAUGAAAAGGAAAAACAUCAUCACUCUGUGAAAGAGUAUGAGAAAGAAAAUGCCGUUUCCUCUGAUCGCAAGAAGUGGGAGGUUGGAGGUCAGCUGGUGAUUCCUCUGGAUGAAGUGGCUCUGGAUGCAUCCUUCUCUGUAACGGAAAAACAUACUGUGGGAGAGGUUAUUAAGUUAGAGCCUAAUGGCUCUCCAAGAAAAGUCUGGGGAAAAAGCCCUACAGAUUCUGUGCUGAAGAUACUCGGAGAAGCUGAACUCCAGCUACAGACAGAACUACUAGAAAACACAGCUUUUAAGAGUGAGGUUUAUCCUGAAGAGGAACACUCCAAACCCUUACUCGCUGGAGAAGAAAAUUCAAAGUGUAUUUCAAAAGAAGUUAAUCCAUUAGCUACUGUUGAUUCUACUGAAAUAAAAAGUACAAAGGUUCCUGAAGUGUCUCCAACAAAGUCAGCAGAAAAUGUGGACGAACCUGAUGAUUUGGAAACAGAAGUUCUACAAGAGCCAAGUAGUACAAACACAAAUGAGAGUCUGCCAUGUGUUGUUAAUGAUGUGUGGACCGCUGAGGAAGAAGCAACUGAGAAAACUGAGUUGGAAGACAAGGUUGCCAUGCAGCAGAGUGAAGUGUGUGAAGAUAGAAUUCUGGGGACUGUGGACCAACCUUGUGAGGACCAUAUAGAACCUGCCGUAGACGGUGCUCAGCAGUCUAGAUGUGAUGUGGAGAAGUCAGUGCAGCCAGAACCUUUUUUCCAGAAAGUGGCUCAUUCUGAGCACUUGAACUUAGUCCAGACAAUUCAUUGUUCACCAGAAGAGCCAAUUUCACUUCGAUCUCGCUCUGAUUCACCACCAAAAAGAAAAGCCAAGAAUGCCUUACUGAUUGGACUGUCAACUGGUCUGUUUGAUGCCAACAACCCCAAGAUGCUGAGGACAUGUUCACUUCCAGAUCUCUCCAAGCUCUUUAGAACCCUGAUGGACGUUCCCACUGUAGGAGACGUUCAUCAAGACAGUCUUGAAAUCGAUGAUCUUGAAGAUGAGCAUAUUAAAGAAGGGCCUUCUGAUUCCGAAGACACUGUGUUUGAAGAAGCUGACACAGAUUUACAGGAGCUUCAGGCCUCAAUGGAGCAGCUACUUAGGGAGCAACCAGGUGACGAGUACAGUGAGGAGGAAGAGUCGGUCCUAAAAAGCAGCGAAGUGGAGCAGCCAUUGAGGGGAACAGACGCAGCUGAUGAGGACGACAAUCCCAGCAGUGAAAGUGCCCUGAACGAGGAAUGGCACUCAGAUAACAGCGAUGGUGAGAUUACUAGCGAAUGUGAAUAUGACAGUGUUUUUAACCAUUUAGAGGAACUAAGACUUCACCUGGAGCAAGAAAUGGGCUUUGAAAAGUUCUUUGAGGUUUACGAGAAAGUAAAGGCUAUUCAUGAGGAUGAAGAUGAAAAUAUUGAAAUUUGUUCUACGAUAGUUGAGAAUAUUUUGGGCAAUGAGCAUCAGCAUCUCUAUGCAAAGAUUCUGCACUUAGUCAUGGCAGACGGAGCCUAUCAGGAAGAUAAUGAUGAAUAAUCCUCAGGACUCUCUAAUACUCAACUAUGUGAAAACAUUUGAACUUGGCUCAUAACACAAGCUUCCUGGAAACAGAUUAUUUAUGAGAAAUACCAGAUUUAAGACGGGCAUGCUUAUUGCAUGAAAAAUUGAGAAGUGUGAUUUUUUUUUUUGACAUUUUUAUCUACUUUAUUUUGUUUAUUGGAUUCUACAGCUGAAUCCUAUAGAAUUUUCUUUAAAUCACCCCACCAAAGCAUUGACUCAGAACUGUAAUUAAUGAUGUUGAAAUUUACCACGCAAUAAGGAACUACUUUUAGCAUCUGUCUUUCAGUUGAGGAAGUUGCCUAUAUUAUGAAAGGCCCACUUUUGGUGUUUUAUUUAAAUUUCAGCAUGACUUUUUUUCUGUCUAGGAUUUUUCAUCCUGGCUAGCAGUUCUGCAUUAAAUAAUCCUUGUCAAGGGCUCUAUUCAAAUAUCUACAUUUGGAAGACGAAAUUUUACCCUUGAAGUUUGUAUUCUCAAAUCAUUUUUCAAGCACUGGAUCUCCUGAGCUUGUUAGCUAGAAACAGGCUGUAGAAACAAUCCUAAAAAUCACUGAAAGGCUUGAUUUUGAAGGAAUAACAGAAUUAUAUUUCCUGAUGCUUAAAGGUUCCUUAAUUUCUUCUGUUUCUCUUUGUUAUGAGA